Molecule: messenger RNA, 727 nt
Organism: Amoebophrya sp. A120
Lineage: Eukaryota; Dinophyceae; Syndiniales; Amoebophryaceae
Source: the annotation of a GenBank genome assembly
CCUCACGAUUUUGGGAUUAAAAGUCAAAAAUUCAUGUUUAAUUUUUUUUCUUUUUAUUUUUUGCACAUAUUUGGUUUCGGAGUCGUGCCCUUUUUCUUCCUAAGUAGUCUGUUAUCUUUUCCCCUUUAGAUACUUCCUUUAUAUAUAUGUUUUCCACAGUCGUUGUACAUCGUGGUUGUGCUUCCAGGUUCCUUCCACGUGUAGUAAGUUCCCAUCCCGUUUCAUAUGGUAUCGUUUUUGUAGUUUAUUGUUAUUGCUCCUAAUGCUAUAAGUACAAGUAGCUAAUCCCUAACCCCCCCCCAGCACAUCAACGCCCACGAUCAAAGGAGUAGGUACCAGAAUGCCCAUGAAUAUUUGCAAAAACAGCAGUAGCUGCUCCCCGGUCUUUGCCCAGGAAUAGAAAUUCCAUUGCAUAUCCUGCUCCCGAUGAAAUGCAUCAUAGUCGUCUGUUCCUGUAGUUGCACCCCAUAGAAGCACGUCCCCGGCGGCAUAGCCUGUCGCGUCACAGGAAACACGACAUCCUCGACCCCCACAUGACCCUUUUCCCCCGAAGCAACUUUCAUCCCCCUCGAAUUCCGUUCCACCUGGCCGGUACGUCGUGUGCAUGGUAGUGUUCUUUCACUUCCGUGUCAUUAUCGUGUUUAGCCAAGCACGGCCGUGUUCCCUUGUCUGCCGAUAGUUCGGAGGAGGUCGCUUCUCCGCUGGAGAAGAAAAAAAAUAAGGGGAG